Molecule: messenger RNA, 1428 nt
Organism: Didymosphaeria variabile
Lineage: Eukaryota; Fungi; Ascomycota; Dothideomycetes; Pleosporales; Didymosphaeriaceae
Exons: 2
Coding region: 1-1428 (475 amino acids)
Source: RefSeq, a predicted model, not a curated record
AUGGCAACAGACAGUGCGAUGAGUGUCGUUAUGGAAAAGAAAUUCGAUGUCGUAGGUGAGGAUGCCGAGAUCGGUGAGGUCAAGAGUGCGGUUGAGCUGCCCAAGCAAUGGGGAAAUCCUACCCUUCGUAAAUUACGAUAUGCCUGGGCCAGCUCGUACCGCAAGACCUUCACUCUCAUCUUCGCCAUCAACCUCGCCGUCUUCAUUGCACUUGUCGCGACUGCACCGAAUGGCCGGCCUGAACAUCGCGAUAUCGGAACCGCAGCAUCAGCAAAUCUCCUGGCGGCAAUUCUGUUUCGCCAGGAGAACUUCCUCAAUGUCGUGUAUGAGGUGUUUGCACGCGCUCCUCAUUCUUGGCCGUUGAGCGUCCGCAAGCGUUUCGCAAAGGUCUUUCACUACGGCGGAGUUCACUCUGGCUGUGGCGUCGCUGCUGUUGUAUGGUACAUCAUGUACACCGUGGAAGCCACGCUUCUUCUGAUUGAAGACAAGAACACGCACGGCGACAUUUUGGCCAACAUGGUCACCUCUUGGGUUCUGGUAACCAUGUUCAUCGUAAUCCUCGCCGGCGCACAUCCUUGGUUCCGGAGAAACUACCACGACCACUUCGAGGCAUUCCAUCGCUUUGCUGGAUGGACGGCGCUGGUAAACUUUUGGGUUCAUAAUGUCUUCUCGGCUGCCAUCACCGCGCGCGAGACUGGCGAUACCACUGGCAUGGCACUUUUAAAAACACCCUCCUUCUGGACAAUCCUCGUCUCGACGGCUUGCACUGUACUAUCCUGGUCGCGCCUGCGGCUCCGCAAAGUAUAUCCGGAGAAGCUGUCAGAUCAUGCCACGCGCCUGCACUUUCGGUACGCAGGUAUGCCUUCCUUUUACGGCGUCAAACUCGCGGACCGCCCCCUCCUCGAAUGGCACGCCUUUGCUACCAUACCUGACAUUGACGAGACAACGGGUAAGACGACCGGUUUCAGCGUCGUGGUCAGCAACGCCGGCGACUGGACGAACAAGCAGAUUAUGGCUUCGGGCGAGCGAAAGCUCUGGAUCCGCGGCAACCCUCUGCACGGCUUACUUUACACGUCCCGCCUCUUCAAGCGCAUCGUCCUUGUCGCAACAGGCUCUGGCAUCGGACCUUGUCUCAGUCUCAUGCAUGCUAAUAUUACGCCGACGAGGGUAUACUGGAGUACCCGGGAUCCGCAGCAGAACUACGGCCGAAGUGUUGUCAACGCAGUGAAGAAGGCCGAUCCUCGGGCCGUGAUAUGGAACACGAGUACACAGGGCCGCGGUACGAUCGUGCAAAGCGUGUACAAGUUGGUGAAAGAGAGCGACGCUGAGGCGGUGUUUAUUAUCAGCAACCCCAAAGUGACGGAAAUGGUCGUUUUCGGCAUGCAGAGUCGCGGCGUUCCGGCGUAUGGUGCGAUAUUCGAUUCUUGA